AUGUCGAAGGAGGCUGCCGAAAUGGAUACAACAAGCGCGUCCAAUUCUAAUACUCCCAGCUUUCCAGCAACGCUGAGGGGACGAGAAUUUUACAAGAGUAUUGGAAGCCCGAAAUUUAUCGUGGCGCCUAUGGUGGACAGAUCGGAAUUUGCCUGGCGAAUGCUCACACGCUCUUUUAUGACAAAGGAAGAAUCACACCGUCUUCUCGCAUACUCGCCCAUGUUCCAUGCCCGCUUGUUCAAGGAAACCGAGGCAUUUCGUGUGCAGCAUUUUCAGCCAACACGCCGAGAUAACGAUGCUGGCAAACCAUUUCUUGACGGCAACCCGGCUUUUGACCGACCCCUCUUUGUACAAUUUUGUGCAAACAACCCGGAUGAUUUUGUAGAAGCUGCUCAUCAAGUUGCUCCAUACUGCGAUGCGGUCGAUCUCAAUCUCGGAUGUCCCCAGGGAAUUGCACGCAAGGGCCAUUACGGCGCCUUUUUGCAAGAAGACUGGGAUCUAAUCUAUAAACUUAUCAAUAGACUACAUACGGAGCUGCCCAUUCCGGUGACCGCUAAAUUCCGCAUUCAGGAGACCAAGGAAAAGACUUUGCAGUACGCUAAAAUGAUAUUGUCAGCGGGAGCCAACAUAAUCACGGUUCACGGUCGUACGCGGGAACAAAAGGGACACAAUACGGGAGUGGCAGACUGGAGCUAUAUCAGAUACUUGAGGGACAAUCUCCCACCUGAGACAGUCAUCUUUGCCAACGGAAAUAUCCUGAAUUAUGGUGAUAUCGAGCAUUGCUUAGAAGCUACAGGUGCAGAUGGGGUCAUGAGUGCCGAGGGAAAUCUUUCCGAUCCUACGAUUUUCGGUCAGACGCCUGCAGUUGGCAGCGAAGGGCGGGAAUACUGGCGCGGUCGGAAUGGCAAAGGAGGCUACCGCAUGGAUGCAGUACUCAGACGUUACCUGAAUAUUAUUCACGAAUAUGUUCUUGAGCAACCUGUGCCGGAAAGAAAGCCACUUUUCUUGCCAUCGGACGAAGCCACGACUGCAACGAUAGAACAAAACAAGCUAAGCGAGAGCACAUCAAGCGAAAGCCCACAAGACGGGGCAGUGAACGGAAAAAGGAAGGCCGAAAAUAAUUAUAAUGAUCAUAAUGAUAAAGAAACCGAGCCGCCUACCAAAAAGCAGAAACACGCCAAAGGGAAGAGAGUGGCCGAGCCCAAUCUUGUUGCCAUGCAAGGCCAUCUCUUUCAACUCCUCCGUCCUCUAGUCGCACAAAAAACGCAUAUACGUGAUACUCUUGCAAGAACUCGUUCCGGCGAUAUUGCGUCUUUUGAGCGCAUUCUAAGCAUGGUAGAGGAGGCCGUUAAGGAAGGAAUUACAGAAUAUGAAAGGAAUCCCAGUCACUUUGACAGUCAGCAACAAGACGCCGAUAAGCUGCAAGGAUCCAAGGCCACAAUAGCCGAAUAUGGACGACCCUGGUGGGUUUGCCAGCCGUACAUUCGCCCUCUACCGGAGGAAGCGAUAGCUCUUGGAGCAAUGAAAGUUAGCAAAAAGGACCAGCGCAAGGCCGAGGCUGCUACCAAUGCUUCUGCUAAUGCAAUUGACGAGAAGAUUGAAUCGGCUGCCUCUGCGGUGUCUGCUUGA
Molecule: messenger RNA, 1629 nt
Organism: Talaromyces atroroseus
Lineage: Eukaryota; Fungi; Ascomycota; Eurotiomycetes; Eurotiales; Trichocomaceae
Exons: 2
Coding region: 1-1629 (542 amino acids)
Biological process (GO): tRNA processing
Molecular function (GO): flavin adenine dinucleotide binding; tRNA dihydrouridine synthase activity
Source: RefSeq, a predicted model, not a curated record